This is a messenger RNA of Scleropages formosus (Asian bonytongue), 2013 nucleotides long. Its product is annotated as RNA polymerase II subunit A C-terminal domain phosphatase SSU72-like. The transcript is spliced from 5 exons. Gene Ontology annotation, biological process: mRNA processing. Gene Ontology annotation, molecular function: phosphoprotein phosphatase activity. Bases 189 to 773 code for a protein of 194 amino acids. The record is from RefSeq and is a predicted model, not a curated record. Gene Ontology annotation, cellular component: nucleus. NCBI's taxonomy places the organism in Eukaryota, Metazoa, Chordata, Actinopteri, Osteoglossiformes, Osteoglossidae.
UCCGCCAUUUUACAACAUUCUCCCACGGAGACGGGAGCGGCAGCCAGUUGUUUCUAGUUUUCAGCGCGGCGUAGUUACAUAAUUUGUUCUAUAAUAAAAAAUAUUUAUAAGAAUUGCGGCAUCAAUAAAAAGAUAGGUGGUGUUAGUAAUACCUGUAGUUAGCCGAGAAGCGGAAGGGAGGGGACGCGAUGCCGAGUCACCCAUUGCGCGUGGCGGUUGUGUGCUCGAGCAACCAGAACCGCAGUAUGGAGGCGCACAGCAUUCUCAGCAAACGGGGAUUUGAUGUGCGCUCUUUUGGCACUGGGACACAUGUGAAGCUACCUGGCCCAGCACCGGACAAGCCCAACGUGUAUGAAUUCAAAGUGACCUACGAGCAGAUGUUCAAUGAUUUAGUCCGCAAGGACAAGGAACUAUAUACUCAGAAUGGUAUUCUGCAUAUGCUGGAGCGUAACAAACGCAUCAAGGCCAGGCCUGAGCGCUUCCAGAACUGCAAGGACCCCUUCGACCUGAUCAUCACCUGUGAGGAGAGAGUGUAUGACCAGGUGCUGGAGGAGCUGAACUCGCGGGAGCAGGAGACCUUCCAGCCGGUGCACGUCAUCAAUGUGGAUAUCCAGGACAACCAUGAGGAGGCCACGCUGGGUGCCUUUCUCAUCUGCGAGCUCUGCCAGUGUAUCCAGCACACAGACGACAUGGAGAAUGAGAUGGAUGAGCUGCUCCAGGAGUUUGAGGAGAAGAGUAACCGACCCUUCCUGCACACAGUCUGCUUCUAUUGACUCUUAUGCUGACACUGCGACACGGGGUGUGACCCUGUUGAUUCUCAGCCAUGCAACAGCACAUCCUCUGCUUCUUUUCACUUUUCUCUUGCACAGUUGUGCACUUUUGUGGACUGUAAUACUGAUGCGUUGCAGCACAAGCUGCUUCUGCUCACGUCUUGUUCCGAUGGAGGUCUGGCUCUGAAGUAUUGGCAUCUUGUUACCCAUCAGCCGUGUUCCCGAGACGCCAGCGUGGCAUUUUGGCUUUGAUGGAGUAAAACACUUUGCUACCAUUGACUGUUGUGCUGCAGCAUUAGCACAGCACAGCGCUGCGCUGACCACGUUCUGCUGCAAUACUUCAAUACUAUGUGCUUCUCUGGAGUUUGUGCUGCACUUUCAGCAGCACUGGCAUACGGCUGCUUUUGUCAUGAAAAUCCCCCUGUGACCCUUGGAGGAGAAGAGGGAGUUGCACCUUGUUGCCUUGCACUGUAACAUCCAGUCCACUCCUUUUACCCAGCCCAGCUAUAUGUAUAUUCCAAGUAUUUGACAAUGAAGUAGACAGGUGAGCCUAACCUGUCUCCCGUUUCUCUAGUCAGCGCAUCAUUCCUCUUUCGCCUGCCCUUGAGCUAAACUCACCUCAUGUUGACUACGAGACAAGGCAACAACCUCCUAGAGAACUUGGAGAAUGAGAUGUCCCAUGUGGUGGAUGUGAAUCUGCAGGAUGCGAGUCCAGUCAUACCUUCUGAAGGCCACAGGGUCUACAGGUUCUUGUUACAGAAUUGUCAUUAUUUGGACGGAAAGUAAGAACCUGCAAAGUGGGGCAUUGAGCAGAUGAUCCAACACCAGAAAAGUGUUAAAUUGUGUAAUUUCUUUAAUGUUGGGACACAACAAAAUUGUCUGUCCUGCUUUCUGGUAGGACAGGCAUGACUGAACAGGUUUGCUCCAAAAGGGUCGUAUUCCCUUCUGGAGUUAAUGGGGAAGUGAUGGAGGAAAUGGAAUGCGGUAAUAUAUUUAUGCGGAAAAAGUGUAAAAAUGAUUGACUGUUCUAUGGGAAAGAAAGGACAUUAAGAUUAAUAAUAAACCAUAAAGACCUCAGGGUUAAUACCUCUUAUUUAUAGAUUACUUUUGAUGCCACAGAAAUUUUUCUCUUUUUCAAAUGGUGAUUUGGUUCUUUUGUAAAUUCUAGCAGUAGGUCAGGUCCAGAAUGCCUGUAAGUCUGUACAGAUUUAAAAGUAAAAUAUUAAAAGUAAUGUAUCAAAGU